CAUUCCAUUCCCCUCAGUCGCGUGUCGUUUAUUCAUCAGCAUGAUGUCCUCGGUCAUGGCAUUGUAAGGCAGAAGACGCGAUCGACUGCUCUUCUUCCUUUCAUUGAACGCCCCCUUCCCUUUUCCCAACUCUUGAACCAUCGAAAAUCUGUAAUUACUUCUCCGGGUUGGAUAAUCAACACUCGGAGCACCCAUUGGUUCACACACUUUCUUUACCACAACUUGUCCUCCCUUCCUUGCAACUUCAGGCUCCAAUCCAUUAAGCCAUGGCGGGUAUGAACCAGGAUGAACUCUUAGAACUGCAGGAAAACGAGCUGGAGGCUCUUAAAGCCAUUUACAUGGAGGAUUACCAGCCCAUCACCAUACCAUCGGCAUGGAAGAUGGUGCCUACAGUACCCGAAUUCCGGCUUCAUCUACUACCUCAGGAGGAAGAAUUGAAGCGAUAUGUGUCUGUGGACUUGCGCGUCAAGUUCACGAAGACAUAUCCCAGGACAGCGCCAGACUUGAAGAUCGAGAAUCCCAGAGGACUGUCUACGGCGCAAGCUCAGGAAUUAUCGAAACUCGUUCCCAACCAGGCAAAGGCAUUAGUUGGGCAGGAGAUGAUGUACGAAUUAGCAUCAUUCGUCCAGGAAUACAUCACCCAGAACAAUUCCAGUCUCUUCAUUAAACACACGAGUUUCCACGAGCAAAUGCUACAGCGAGUGGAGCAGACGAACAAGGACGAAAAGGAGAGGGCAUUUGAGGCGAUGACCAAGAAGCAGGAGCUCGAAAUGGAGGCUAGGAUGAAUGCGGACAGAACUCUGGACCAAAAAAUUCGCGAAGAUCUGAUGCGCAAGGAGGAAAAGAUCAAAGAGGAAAAGAAGCGCCAGAAGGAACUCAAAAACAAGCAACAGGAGCAAUUCGGCGGAGAAUACAUGGACGGCGGAUCGGGUGGUGGAUCCGGAUAUGGACUGGAUGCUGUCAGCGUGAAUUUCGAAAUGCCGAUCAUGAUUUCCCCAGAAGAUUCUCAGGCUCCUGCCUUCCGCUCUGUUUUGAGAGGCUCGUGUCUUUCUCGCGGCUUGAUCAGCUCCACUUAUUCUGCAUUGCCUACCAACUACACCGCACGGCCACAUUCAUCAGCAGACGUUCCAUUCUUACUCUUGAAGACAUUCGAUAUUACAGCGCCGCACUACAGCACCCACCUUGGAAAGAAGAAACUACAGGACGUAGAAAAGGAGUUGUCAAGGUUAAAACUGUUGCGGCAUCACCAUCUCGUCUCCAUCUUGGACUCUCGCCUUGAGAAAACCGCCAAUGGAUGGAACCUUCAUGUUUUGACAGACGGGGGUUCUGCGAAUAUGACCUCUCUGGAAUCGCUUAUCAACAUUGCAGGCAGUGUCAAACUUGAUAAGACCCGGAGAUACCUCAAGGAGCUCCUGCAAGCGUUAGUCUAUCUCCACUCUAACAAUGUUAUUCACAAGGACAUCAGGCUGAAGAACAUUGUGCUGGAUCCGAAUGGAAACAUUAAACUCAACAACACGAGCUACCAUCGACGACUAUUGGACAUGCACAAGAUAUUCAGUUUCAAUGUUGACGCUGGCCAGGAAGUCCCCAGAGCAUGGCCAUCACCGGAUCCUCAGGAGGCGUCCAUCGUUUACACCAGGAAGCAUGACAUCUGGUGUCUGGGGCAAGUACUCGUCGAGAUGCUAUGGGGCAACGAUGUCACCAGGAUAUUCAGUUCACCUGCACAGUUUUUGGAAUCCGUGGAACCCAGCAUCCCCAAGUUGACCAAGGAUAUCAUCACGAGAAUGUUUGAACUGGAUGCCAAGAGGAGACCAAGCGCUGCAGACUUGUUAAACGAUCCUUUCCUAGGAGAUGAGGCUGGUGAUGACAGUACCUUGGCCCAGUUCCAUAUGUAUCGAGAUACCGAGAAUGAUUCAAAGCUUGGCAUUCGAUUGUCUCAGAUGCCAGCAGCCAUUAAUAUACCUUUGCCCAGAGUGGGGAGGGAAUCAUCCAGGUUGGACGAUAUGUACGUAGACGACUCUAUUAACCAACUCAACACCUCGCCUCCAAAGGGUAACAACUUGUACUCGCGUUACAGGAGCGACUUUGAGGAGAUUGAAUUCUUGGGUAGAGGUGGCUUUGGGGAGGUCGUCAAAGCUAGGAACAAACUGGACGGCAGAUUCUACGCCAUCAAAAAGAUCAAGCUGGAUCCCAAGGACAAUGUAACUAACCGUAAGAUUCUCCGAGAGGUUACGACGUUAUCCAGGCUACACCAUCAAUUCGUGGUCCGAUAUUUCACAACAUGGUUCGAGGACAUGAAUGGGGCAUCGUGGAGCGAGAAUAAUAAGUUGGAUUCCGAAGACGAUUCUGAAGACGAAGAGGAUGAUGAUGAUGACGACGACGACCUCUCCUCAUACGAAGAUUCGACCCAGGUGGUGAAAGACCUGAAGUACGACUUUCUGUCCGAAGGAUCCAAUAAUCGCAAUCACAGCUACGCCAAUAUCCACUUUGGUCACCGGUCGAGAGAUGUUUCAGGACUUGCUGAAAGCUCGUUUGGAAUGAAUGGGUUGGCUCUAGAUAGCUCAGAGGGAUCUUCAGAGGAAGACUCGGACUCAGGAUCAGAAUCGGAGAGCGACUACGAUAGCGAGUCUGGAUCAGAAUCGGAUUCGGACAUUCGGUUCGAGUCAACAGAAACCGAGGGUGCCGCCGGGGAACAACAGCUCAUUAGGAAGGUAGCGGUGCAUCAAAAGAAGAAGCCAGCGCCAAAGUCGUCGAGAACGCUUUAUAUUCAGAUGGAGUACUGCGAAAGGCAGACGCUAAAGGACCUGAUCGACAUUGGUUUGGACCCGGACGACGGCUGGCGCUUAUUCCGACAGAUUCUGGAGGGCCUUGUCCACAUCCACUCUCAAGGAAUGAUCCAUCGCGAUUUAAAGCCGGUCAAUAUUUUCCUGGAUGCCAAUGGUGAUGUCAAGAUCGGAGACUUCGGGUUGGCGACUAGCAAUUCGCAACUGUUGAGUGACCUGAAGACGCAGAGCCAGGCUGUCAACGAGACGAUCAUGAUGAGCCGUAGCGCAAGUUACGAUAGGGCGCAUGACGAUGGGCUGUCCCUAACGACUGGUGUGGGCACUGUUUUCUAUGUCAGUCCGGAAGUGCUGAACGGGACACUGAACGGGGUUCGAUACAACUCUAAAGCGGACAUGUACUCUCUGGGCAUUAUCUUUUUCGAGAUGUGCUACCCACUUGCUACCGGCAUGGAGCGUGCCAUGACCCUCAGGAAUCUGCAGCAACCUGAGAUUAUUUUUCCCAAAGAAUUUCCCAUGGACAAGAUGGCGGCACAGGCGCAGGUCAUCCGGGCAUUAUUGAGUCAUAAUUUGAAGGAACGGCCCAGCAGCUUGGAGCUUUUGCAGAGCGACCUUUUGCCACCUAAGCUGGAGGACGAAUAUAUUCAGGAGUGUGUGCGGACCAUCGCCAACCCCAACACGCCGUACUACCAUCGGCUGAUGUCGGCAUUAUUCGCCCAGAAUGCCGACAAGCACAAGGAUUACACUUACGACUUUAAUGCGGAGAACAAGACGUGGGAUCCAUUUUUUUCUCUUUUCUAUGGCAAAGUGCGGGACCAAAUGACUAACAUCUUUCGGUGCCAUGCGGCUGUGGAGCUUGGCACGCCUCUUUUGACGCCCAAAAGCGACCUGCACGACAGUGACAAGAAAUUGGUGGCACUGAUGGAUUCCACAGGAGGAUUGGUGCAGCUGCCCUACGAUCUGACAAUGCCCUUUGCCCGAUUUAUCUGCAGGAAUGGAAUCACUCAGCUGAAGCGAUUCUGUUUUGGACGCGUCUAUCGGGAGAAUACCGUCGGCGGCCAGCCUCAGGUUGUGUACGAAGUCGAUUUUGAUAUUGUGCACAAUACUCACAAUCCAAUGGUGGCGGAUGCGGAGCUGAUUAAGGUCGUGGACGAGCUCUUGGAGGAGUUUCCCCCGUUUAAGGCGAGCAACGGCGUAUUUUUCCUGGUCAACCAUACCAUGGUGGUGGAGGCGAUCUUUGACAAUUGCCGAAUUCCGUCAGAAAUCCGCCCGGGGGUUUAUACUAUCUUGGGACAGCUUGGCAGGCAAUACCAGCACAUGUCCCAGGUCAGGAACCAUCUCAUGUCUGUCUAUCACCUGCCACGUAGCGUCUUGGACGAGCUGGAACUGUUUGAUCGAAAAGGCGAUUUGGAGACAGUGGCAAAGGCAUUAGAGGAUCUCAUUACUGCUGAGCCGAUGAAGACCAAGCUGCGGGAUGCUUUGGUGGAGCUGCGGCUGUUGAUGACAUAUUGCAAAACCCUGGGAGUGCGGCAUAAAAUCGUCUUCAGUCCGCUUCUCAUGUACAACAAUCAAUAUUACAAAGGUGGAAUGAUUUUCCAGGCAGUGGACGAUGCCAAGCGUAAAAACAUUCUUGCUGCAGGCGGACGGUACGACUCAUUAAUCCAACAGUUUCGACAUCCGGUGAUCGGUGGUCCUCAUCGCAAGGUCUAUGCUGUGGGAGUUAAUCUGGCGAUGCAAAAGUUCAUUGCAGCCAUCUCACAGUAUCAGUCUGAGCACUUCCGGUACGUUGUAGCCAGCAGCAAGUCGAAUCGUGGUCAUGGCUCAGGUGGAGCCAAUUCGGGUCAUGACGAGGAGAAAUCAUUCGGAUUGUGGGCACCCAAGAGAUGUGACGUAUUUGUGGCGAGCUUUGGCAAGGUGCUUUUGCAGGAGCGUCUAGAACUGGUUCGGGAGCUAUGGGCACACGGCAUCAAGGCGGACUAUAUGCUCGAGGAUGGUACAGACUUGACGCCCGAGAUGUUGGUGACGACAUGCAAGCACCAGAGCAUUAACUGGAUUGUGAUUUUGAAGAACAAGAACCAGCUGGAUGCGCAGCAGCGAAAUAAUCGGGACUUGAUGGGCAUGGUCAAGGUCAAGAACGUACUUCGUAAGACGGAAGAUGAGGUCCCUCGAUCUGAGCUCUGUAUCUUGUUGAAGGCCGAGAUUGCGGAGCAAACUCGGCUUGAUCUUCAGAUGGCGGCCAUGGUGGGAUCAGGAAAUAUCGGGUCCAAGGCGCGGAAAUUUGUGGAUGCCAACGGUGGACACCAUCAUCAUCACGCACUCGAGUCCACAACAGCAUCUGUGAGCACGCGACAUGGACACGAUCAUCACCACCACAACUCUCCCGGGGAAUCAUCGCAGCUGCAGACGGACUUUAAUGUGAACGUGGUCAGCUCCUCGAGGAAUCGACUGAAGCACAAGCAGAAGACCAUGCUCAUUGACAAAGCGAUCAACAACCUGGUGGGAGUGACCAAGAACUUGGUCAGCGGCACGGUUCCGGUACUGGCGGUGGAUCUGUCGAAGGACAACCUGCGCAAACUAGCACACUGCAAUGUGGUAGAGGACGACAGCUUCCGCAAGAAUGUGCUGGACCAACUGAGUCCAUCGCAGCGUGACUAUUGCUUGUCGAUUCGGGAGGCGAUGCUCAAGGUGCGGCAGGAGGACGGUGGCCAGAAGCAUGUCUGGCUUUACUCGCAUCGGGACGAUUUCUCCAUCCUGUAUAAUUUUUGGUCCUAGUUUAAAGGAAGGGGGGGCGCCAGUGUGUCGCUAGUUGAGCUACCUUUGUAUUUUCUAUUUUGGUAUUUAUAGCAUAAAGCAAUAGAAAGCGGACAGUUACGCUGUCGCUUGCUGUGUUUGGAUCAGGAUGUUAGCAGUUGUGGGCGGCGAUGUUAGUCUACAAGCGACUGGAACGCGAUCGAACCGCAGGGACCGGUGUGCAGAUACGGCCGGAUGGCGAUGCGAUGCGAUGCGAUGCGAUAAAUGGCGAGC
This is a messenger RNA of Gamsiella multidivaricata, 5804 nucleotides long. RefSeq lists its product as uncharacterized. Gene Ontology annotation, biological process: regulation of translational initiation by eIF2 alpha phosphorylation; DNA damage checkpoint signaling. Gene Ontology annotation, molecular function: protein binding; ATP binding; eukaryotic translation initiation factor 2alpha kinase activity. Lineage: Eukaryota; Fungi; Mortierellomycota; Mortierellomycetes; Mortierellales; Mortierellaceae. Bases 267 to 5552 code for a protein of 1761 amino acids. The transcript has 11 exons. The record is from RefSeq and is a predicted model, not a curated record.